Messenger RNA from Aspergillus campestris IBT 28561, 2110 nucleotides. RefSeq names its product putative DSB repair complex subunit Ku70 (gene akuA). The coding region runs from base 85 to 2043 and encodes 652 amino acids. Gene Ontology annotation, cellular component: nucleus; Ku70:Ku80 complex. The record is from RefSeq and is a predicted model, not a curated record. Lineage: Eukaryota; Fungi; Ascomycota; Eurotiomycetes; Eurotiales; Aspergillaceae. Gene Ontology annotation, biological process: cellular response to gamma radiation; telomere maintenance; cellular response to X-ray. Gene Ontology annotation, molecular function: damaged DNA binding; double-stranded DNA binding; DNA helicase activity. The transcript is spliced from 6 exons.
CUUGCCAUCUGCAUCUCCCACACGCGGUCUCAUGAACCGCUGACCACAUCCCCGAGAGGCUCUGCUCCGUUCCGGUCACGCACAAUGGCUGACGAGUACCGCGACGACGACCAGCUGGAGGACGAGGAGGAGAUCGAUGAGACCGGAUAUAAAACGGUCAAGGAUGCCAUCCUCUUUGCCAUUGAGAUCAACGAGUCGAUGUUGACCCCCAGUCCCUCCGCCGAUUCGAAAACGAAAGGGGAGGAGUCGCCCGCCUCGGCCGCGCUGAAAUGCGCCUACCACCUGAUGCAGCAACGCAUCAUCUCCAACCCGCACGACAUGAUGGGGGUCCUCUUGUACGGGACGCAGGCGUCCAAGUUCUACGACGAGGAGGAGACCAGCCGCGGCGAUCUCUCCUACCCUCACUGCUACCUCUUCACCGAUCUGGAUGUGCCCUCGGCGCACGAAGUCAAGGAGCUACGGGGGCUGGCUGACGAUGAAGGAGAGGCAAGGAAUGUGCUUGUUCCAUCCAAAGAGCCAGUGUCCAUGGCCAACGUAUUGUUCUGUGCGAAUCAGAUCUUCACGUCGAAGGCCCCGAACUUUCUCUCCCGGCGACUCUUCAUCGUGACGGACAAUGACAACCCCCACGGAGAGAACAAGGCCCUCCGCUCCGCGGCCGCAGUGCGGGCCCGGGAUCUCUACGACCUGGGGGUGUCCAUUGAGCUCUUUCCGAUCUCGCACCCAGACCAUGAGUUUGACCACGCGCGGUUUUAUGACGAUAUCAUCUACAGGGCUUCGCCGACGGAUCCCGACGCUCCCUCGUACCAGCUCGCCGAUUCCAAGGCGUCGACCGCGACGGGCGAUGGGAUCGCGCUGCUCAAGACCCUCUUAUCGAGCAUCCACUCACGAUCGGUCGCCCGCCGGGCGUACUUUUCUAACAUGCCCCUAGAGCUGGGCCCCGACUUCCGGAUCUCCGUGUCGGGAUAUCAUCUCUUUCGCCGCCAGCAGCCGGCCCGCAGCGGCUACGUCUGGCUGGAGGGCGAGCACCCGCAGAUGGCCCAAGGCGAGACCACCGCGAUCGCCGACGAUACGGCGCGGACGGUGGAGAAGUGGGAGAUUAAGAAGGCCUACAAGUUCGGGGGGGACCAAGUCAUCUUCACCCCCGAGGAGCUGAAAUCGCUGCGGGAUUUCGGCGAUCCAGUCAUCCGCAUCAUUGGCUUCAAGCCCCUCUCCGCCCUCCCGUUCUGGGCCAACGUCAAACACCCGUUCUUCAUCUACCCGUCCGAGGCCGACUAUGUCGGAUCCACGCGCGUCUUCGCGGCCCUGCACCGCAAACUACUCCGGGAUCGAAAGGCCGCCCUGGUCUGGUUCAUCCCGCGCAAGGCGUCCGGUCCCGUUCUGGGCGCCCUGAUGGCAGGGCCCGAAAAGGUAGACGAAUACGGCGUGCAGAAGCUUCCCCCGGGAAUGUGGAUCAUCCCGCUGCCCUUCGCCGACGACGUGCGCCAGAACCCCGAGACCCGCCUGACGGUGGCGCCGGAGCCCUUGAUUGACAAGAUGCGCUAUGUGGUGCAGCAGCUGCAGCUCCCCAAGGCCAUCUAUGACCCCUCCCGAUACCCCAACCCCUCGCUUCAAUGGCACUACCGCAUCCUGCAGGCUCUCGCACUCGACGAGGACCUGCCCGAGAAACCCGAGGACAAAACGAUCCCGAAAUACCGGCAGAUCGAUAAGCGCGCGGGCUUCUACGUCCUGUCCUGGGCGGAGGAGCUAGAGAAACAAUACGCCGCGGCCGGCGGGACGGCCGCUCAAACCACGCUGGUCAAACGGAGUGCCAAAGACCGCGAUGCCGAGACCGGAGAUUCAGCCAGUCAGCCGGCGAAGAAGCCCAAGGUCGAGGAUGGUUCUUCCGGUGUCGAGGCUGAUAUCCGCAGCCACUACGAGAAGAAUACGCUGUCGAAGCUCACGGUCCCCAUCCUCAAAGAUUUCCUGCACUCUCACGGCCGUUCGACAGCCGGUAAGAAGGCUGAUCUGGUGGAACGUGUGGAGGAAUACUACGAGCGGAAAUGAUCAACGGCCUUCACCUUAUGAUUGCUACAUACCAUCCUCAAUGACAUCCUAUAUAGUUGGUUUCGCU